CUCGUCCUGACAGCAGUAAGCAGCCCAAGGCCCAAUAAAUGGGGGCUGACGGUGAUUUACUGUCAGCUCGGCACGCUCCGCCUGGUCACAUGGCGGGUCGCAGUCGUCCAAUGACUGAAGGGAAAUCAAGCGAGGACCAAAGGACGUAAAUCACACUUGUUUUCAUAAAAUUAUAACCAGAAAAAUCAUUUCACAGGGAGAUUUUUACAUUUGUUUUUAUGUAGAACAUCUGGAUAUAAAACACUUUCGUCUCACAGAAUCACAAAACAGAAAUAAAGUUGUAGUCAGUUUAUUUGAGUUGUUUAAGAAUAACCAGAGGUAUGAAGAUGAUUUCUAAUCCCCAUGUGGGUAAUCAUUCCUUAAUGGAGCAGCUCCAUGUGAUAAUCUUCUCUCCCCUUCAAAAUUAAAGCCUGUGCAGCUGCGUGGCAUGAAUCAUUUUCAUGUUUGGUGUUUGUCUUUUCAUUAUUUUGUAUAUUAUUUCAAAAGAACACUGCUGACAAACUGUUUAAAACUAAACACGUUGAUGAAAUUGUGAGAGGAUUAAGAUAAUCAUGUUUACCAAAAAUAUAAUGUUAGAAGAAAUGAACAGAUGUGUCUUUCUUCAUUAUCGCUUAUUUAAAGAGGACGAAACUAAACUCAAAAUCAUGAAGAAAUAAGCAGCUGUUAUGUGGCACAGUUAACGUCACUACGUGUUCUCUCGCAUCUUUCUCAUCCACGGUGUCAUUGCAUCACCGGCUCGUCGCUCAACGCUUUAUUUUGAAGGUGCAGGCCGGAAGUCCUCCUGUCUCCAGCCGGUGUCCCUUGACGGCAGCAGCCGGCGCAGCUGCUACUUCACGGGCAGCCAGCGGAGGAGAGACACCAGUCCGAGUUGGUCGUUCCGAGGCAACGACGCGCGCCCGCAGGACGUCCGCGACCCCCGACACACGCGCACGCACGCACGCACGCACCGGCGCACCAACCGGAGGAACCCGCGAACCGGAGGUUUGGACACCUCGGACCGGAGCGAGCGAGCGAGCGCGCGCGCGCUGCGAAACGGGAUUUAAGUGGGAGAAGUUGGGCUUUCGCAACGGCGGUGCCCGCGCCGAGGACUCUCGUUGUCGAGUUGUGACGGGGAUUUCGGACCCCCGCCGCCGGCCUCCGCCCCCCUCUCCCCUCCGCCGUGGCCACACCGCGAGGACUUACGGAUUUUUAAGUAGUUUUGUGGGGUUUUAUGAAGUUUUAGGGGAGAGAAACGGCUGUAUUUCUUCUUCUGAAGCCUUGGGGACACCUGAAAGGAUCCGAUUUGCUGUCAAAACAGUUUACAUUUGGUGGGUGACGGCGAGGCGUCGGAGGCCCCCAGCAUGCCGGCGGAGGAGGCGGUCUGAGUCCGGCUCGGGCCUCGCUGCUCUGCAUCAUCCGCCCCCGCCCGCCCAGAGGGAUGACGGCGCCGUGGCGCUCGCUGUGGCUCUGCUUCCUGCUUCCUCUCUGCGUGGCCCCCGCCAGGCUGCCCACCGCUCCGCCCACAGACUCCGUGUCCAGCGAGACGGCCUUCCUGGAGGACGACGUCCUGGGCAUCGGGGACACCCUGGAGAUGUCCUGUGACCUGGAGGACCACUCGGAGCCCGUCGCCUGGUUCAAAGACGGCGCCGGGCUGUUGCCUAGCAACCGGACGCGGCUGGGCCAGAGGGUCCUGCGCGUCGUCAACGUGUCCUACGAGGACUCGGGUGUCUACUCCUGCCGGCUCGCCCGCAGCAACGCGCUGCUCAGCAACUACACCAUCCGGGUCACAGAUUCUCUGUCGUCUGGGGACGAUGAAGAUUAUGACGAAGACCCAGAAGAUGCAGGUAAUGGAAAUGAAGCUCCGUAUUGGACGAGGCCCGACCGGAUGGACAAGAAGCUCCUCGCCGUCCCGGCCGCCAACACCGCCAAGUUCCGCUGCGCCGCGUCCGGCAACCCGACGCCGACCAUCCACUGGCUGAAGAACGGCAAGGAGUUCAAAGGAGAGCAGAGGAUGGGCGGCAUCAAGGUGAGAGGACGCAGAGGAGCCGAGAUUUAAGGAUUCAGAUCCUCG
This is a messenger RNA of Gasterosteus aculeatus aculeatus (three-spined stickleback), 2050 nucleotides long. The record is from RefSeq and is a predicted model, not a curated record. NCBI's taxonomy places the organism in Eukaryota, Metazoa, Chordata, Actinopteri, Perciformes, Gasterosteidae.